Balaenoptera acutorostrata (minke whale) is the source of this 3527-nucleotide messenger RNA. It is a transcript of the gene EBF4, whose product is annotated as EBF family member 4. The record is from RefSeq and is a predicted model, not a curated record. Gene Ontology annotation, molecular function: DNA-binding transcription factor activity, RNA polymerase II-specific; RNA polymerase II cis-regulatory region sequence-specific DNA binding. The transcript has 16 exons. Lineage: Eukaryota; Metazoa; Chordata; Mammalia; Artiodactyla; Balaenopteridae. Gene Ontology annotation, biological process: regulation of transcription by RNA polymerase II. Bases 106 to 2046 code for a protein of 646 amino acids.
GUCCCCUGGGCCCGCCAGCUCCCGCCAUCCCUCCUCCCGCCCGCGCUCCCUGCCUUCGGCUCCCGCUCCCCCGGGAGCGGCGGCGGCGGCGGCGGCGGCGGCGGGAUGGCCCGGGCCCGCGGCCAGGCCCCGGGGAGCGGCGGGCGGCGGCGGCCGCGGCGGGGCGGCGCGGGAACCGGGCCCAGGGGGGAGUCGGCCGGGCUGCUGCUACUGCUGCUCCAGGUGCUGCCGCCCGGGGCUGCGGCAGGGCCGGGGCGCCGGAGCACGCGGGGCACAGGCGGCGGAGGCGUCUGCUGGCCCGGCGCUGCCCCUGCCUUUCCUCGGGACGCGCGGCUGCUGCUGCUCCUGCCGCCGCUACCGCCGCAGUCGCCGCCGCCGCCGAGCUCCGCGCCCGCAGCCUCCUCCUCCUGGAUGGACGCUCUGCCCCGCGGCGGGCUGAACCUGAAGGAAGAGCCGCUGCUGCCCGCCGGCCUGGGCUCGGUGCGCUCCUGGAUGCAGGGCGCGGGCAUCCUGGACGCCAGCACCGCGGCGCAGAGUGGCGUGGGCCUGGCACGAGCACAUUUUGAGAAGCAGCCCCCCUCCAACCUCAGGAAAUCCAACUUCUUCCACUUCGUGCUGGCCAUGUAUGACCGGCAGGGGCAGCCGGUGGAGGUGGAGCGUACAGCUUUCAUCGACUUUGUGGAGAAGGACCGAGAGCCCGGGGGUGAAAAGACAAACAACGGGAUCCAUUAUCGCCUCCGGCUGGUAUAUAACAACGGACUUCGGACAGAACAGGACCUCUAUGUGCGUCUCAUCGACUCCAUGUCCAAGCAGGCCAUCAUCUACGAGGGGCAGGACAAGAACCCCGAAAUGUGCCGCGUGCUACUCACCCACGAGAUCAUGUGCAGCCGGUGCUGUGACCGGAAGAGCUGUGGCAACCGGAAUGAGACACCCUCAGACCCCGUCAUCAUUGACAGGUUCUUCCUCAAGUUCUUCCUCAAAUGCAACCAGAACUGCCUAAAGAAUGCGGGGAAUCCCCGAGACAUGCGCCGCUUCCAGGUGGUGGUAUCCACAACGGUGAGCGUGGACGGACACGUGCUGGCCGUGUCCGACAACAUGUUUGUGCACAACAACUCCAAGCAUGGCCGCAGGGCGCGCCGCCUGGACCCCUCCGAAGCUGCCACCCCCUGCAUCAAGGCCAUCAGUCCCGGGGAGGGCUGGACCACGGGCGGCGCCACCGUCAUUGUCAUCGGCGACAACUUCUUCGACGGGUUGCAGGUCGUGUUUGGGAACGUGCUCGUGUGGAGUGAGCUCAUCACGCCCCACGCCAUACGGGUGCAGACGCCCCCACGGCACAUCCCUGGGGUGGUGGAGGUGAGCCUGUCCUACAAGUCCAAGCAAUUUUGCAAGGGAGCCCCUGGCCGCUUUGUCUACACAGCCCUGAAUGAGCCCACCAUUGACUACGGAUUCCAGAGGCUACAGAAAGUCAUUCCCAGACACCCCGGAGACCCCGAGAGGCUGCCCAAGGAAGUGCUGCUGAAGCGGGCGGCCGACUUGGCGGAGGCCCUGUACGGAGUGCCCGGCGGCAACCAGGAGCUCCUCCUGAAGCGCGCAGCAGACGUGGCCGAGGCUCUGUACAGCGCCCCCCGCGCGCCCGCGCCGCUCGGACCCCUGGCCCCCAGCCACCCGCACCCCGCCGUCGUGGGCAUCAACGCCUUCAGCAGCCCGCUGGCCAUUGCCGUCGGGGACGCCACGCCAGGGCCGGAGCCGGGCUACGCGCGCAGCUGCGGCAGUGCGUCCCCCCGCGGGUUCGCGCCCAGCCCGGGCUCGCAGCAGAGUGGCUACGGCGGCGGCCUCGGAGCUGGCCUCGGCGGCUACGGGGCGCCGGGCGUGGCCGGCCUCGGUGUGCCCGCGUCCCCCAGCUUCCUCAAUGGCUCCACGGCCACAUCGCCCUUCGCCAUUUGCCAGGACGUGCCUGUAAUGACCUCCGGAACUGUCCCUGCCAGAAGCUGUCUGCUCGGACCUCCCCUCUGUCUUCUGCUUCAGCCACCAGCAGCCCUGGACUGAACCACAACUCCCAGUACUACCCAAGCUACAAAAUGCGGCUGUGAGCUCUGGGCCUUGAGAGAUACAGUACAUUUUCUGGCAUUUAUUUCAAGCCCUCCACGGAGCUCCAUGGGCCUCAUCAGCUAGCAGUCAGCAUUGUCUUAAAAAGAGAUGGUUAUCUGUGGGGCUGAGUACAUUCGGAACAGGGGCAGCUGUUGAAGGCAUCACUGUUCCAAAGGGGGGGUGGUGGUGGGGGAGUGUUCUGAUACCAAAAGCAGCUUUCUCAGGCUGCUGCUUUCUUUCAGGAAACCCCCACCCUCAUCCCAUUGCCCGCUGCCUGGACAACACUCAAGUCACAGUCUUAUUGGUCUUUAGAAGAGAGAGGCAGGGAAUUGUGUUCAGAUGAGGUUGUAGAAAGGGGAAUCCAGAGAUGGCCUGGGCAGGAGCCCCCAGGAGAGGAGGCUGCAAGAAGGAGGGGCAGGCAAAGGCUGAGUGCAGGAGGCUUCCUGGCUAUUCCUAGGAGAGCAAGCCACAGCCAUGGGGGCUAGGGGGUUAGAGAACAGGAAGAUCUGAGGAUUUGGAUCUCUGUACCUUUCUUUAAAAUUGACCUGCUGGAAGAGGGAGAUACAGGAGGCCUCCAGGACCAGGGCUGAAGAUGAUGAGGACCUGCAUUAAGCUGGAAGAGAACAAAGUGUCGGGGGUCGGGGGGAGUGUAAUUGGUAAGGGGAACAUAUUUGUAGGGGGGAGUAAGGGUUCUUGUGUGAGCUGUGAUCCUGGACAGAGGGGCCUUAUAACAGGAGCCUAUGUGUACCCCCCAAACUUCGUCCCUGACCACUUGCCCCAGCUCUGCUGUGAACCCUGACCUUUGACUCUAACCUUGAUGCCCCAGGGCCCAUCAAUGUUUCUUAGUGUCUCAGAGUCCCAGUGGUUUUCAGCAGGAAUCCUAACCUGUUCCAUUUCUUGCUCAUCCCUCAUCUUUGCAGGCACCUCUCAGUAUCUGGUUCUGUUGGAUGUUCUGGUUUUGCUUUCGUUUUUUGGGUUUUGUUUGUUUGUUUGUUUUUAACCUCAUCUGGCCCUAUCAUCUCCAACGCUAAGAAGGGGUCUCCAGAACCCCCAAAAGGGCGAGUGCUAGACCGCAACCCCAGAGGCUCCCAGCCUGCCUCCAGACUCUACCCUGUACUGGUCUCUCCAGGACCCUCACAGCCCCCAGUGAGGGCUGAGCCUGGCACCCAGGUCAGCAGCCCGCACAGGGCAUACUGCUCAUGCCAGGGCAGCAACCGAGCUGCUCACUCUGGUGCUGUCUCCUUGUUGUGUCUCCCACCGCCUUCCCUGCUGCGCCUGCCCCUCCCCGCCCCGGAGUCAUGCCCUCUAGCCCCCCGCUGGCCGCUGCCUCCUCCAUGUCCCUCCCGGCGGCUGCCCCCACCACCAGCGUCUUCUCCUUCUCGCCUGUCAACAUGAUCUCCGCUGUCAAACAGAGGAGUGCUUUCGCCCCCGUGCUGCGC